AUGAAUUCUAAUGGAAUUAUAAAAUCAAGAGUAAUAUUUUUACAUUUUCUUGAUAAGACAAGAACAUGGCUUGCAAUACUUGCAGGAAUAGUACUUGGCUAUUUUCGUGAUUUCCAUACUAUAUAUACAAUUGCAGGAGGAACUUUUGUCACAAUAAUUACUAAUAUUUUAAAACUUAUAUUUCGUCAACCUCGACCAUAUAAAGAUAAAUAUGCUUUAUCAGUUGUUUGGUCAAGAGUAAUUAUUGGUCAUCAUACAAAGUCUCAAGUUAUAGUUGGAAUGUUAUUGGGCUUAAUUUGUGGCAUUUUAUGGAAUAAUUUGUGGUGGAAUUUUGUAAAACCUUUGUCAAUUGAAUUGAAUUUAAAUGUCCUCGACCCUCAAAAUCAAGAAGUAAUUACUUAUUUUGAAAACCUCUCUGAAAUUUAUUGGAGGGCUGGUCAAUAUUAUGAAACGGUAUUUGCCCUUCAAACCUUAUACAGGUUUAACAAAAAUGUCGGUGAUUCCAUCAUCAAGAAGUUAGCUUACUACCAUAUGCAUAUUGGUGAAAUGGAAAAGUCAAAACUGAAUUAUGAAAAAGCUCUAUGUCACUAUAAAGAGGCAAAUAAUUUAAGACGCGGAGAUCCUGCUAUUAUGGUCACUCUCUCUCAAGCAUUGAUUGCUGUUUGUGAUUGGAAAGAGCGUGGCGGAAUUGGUUAUAUUCAUGUAGAUCCUAUUUCUAGACAGCUGAUUCGGUCAAUUCAAUUUCAACGAACUGGUUACAUGGGGAUAAUUUCAAAUCUUGUUGAUGGCUUCAUUUAUAAUGGUUCUAAAUAUGGAGCUGGCGUGAUAAAAAUGAAUGGUGGUGUUGAACAUCUUAUAAAUGUUUUGGGUUGGGGAGUUCAUGAUUCAGAUGAAGCGUUGAAAUUUCUUAGGGAAAAAAUAAAAGGUUGGAAAAGAAGUCUGCAAUUACCAUGUGAAGGCGGUUGGCUUUUAAGAGUUAUUCAGCAGUUUAUGCGUCGUAUACAGCGUCGAUGGUAUUUAGACACUUAUGGAUACUGUUAUGGAAGUUUUAGAGCUUUGCCAAAAAUAAAAGUCACGCCUAUUGAUUGUAUAAAAUAUGUUCGUCCUAAAGUUCCUAAACAAUUACCAAGACCGGAGGAAGUGCCAAUAGUUCCAUUCUACACUUUUUCAUACGAAUUAUCACCGAAACAAGUUCGUCUAGUAUCACAUCGUACAGCCUUAAUAACGGCCUAUGACGUCUGUACAUCGUCAUGGCUUGACGAUUGUGUUUAUCCACCACCGCCACCACCAGCUCCUAGACUUAAAAUUGGAUAUAUUUCAUCAGACUUUAGAAAUCAUCCAUUAGCUCAUUUGAUGCAAUCAGUUUUUAAUCUUCACGAUAAAAACAAAUAUCAAAUAUAUUGCUACUCUUUGACAGAUAGCGACGGAUCAAUUUACAGAGCCAGAAUCGAGCAAGGAUCUGAUUUUUUUUACGAUUGUUCAAAGAUGACAGAUCAACAGAUUGUACAACAAAUAGUUUAUGACGGUAUUCAUGUUUUAGUAAAUCUGAAUGGUUAUACAGCAGGUGAACAUAAUAAGAUUUUUGCAGCUCGCCCUGUACCUGUGCAAAUAAGUUAUAUGGGUUAUUGUGGGACAAUGGGUGGAAUGUGGACUGAUUACUCGAUUUUAGAUGAAGUGGUUUGUCCUGAAGACAUGAUAGGUUUAUAUCAUUACAAAAUGGGAAGAAAGAAUAUAGGUGAUUUAUAUCAAGAACUUGACCCAGAAGUUGAAGAUGAUGAUUGGAUAUACUGUGAAAAAGUGAUCAGGUUUGAAAAGGGUAGCUAUUUUGUCAACGACCACAGACAAAAUUUUAGAGAUGAUGAACAUUUAAAGGGAAUAAAUGAUCCACAAUUAAAGUUAUUAUUUGAAGAGCAUAGAAGAUUGCAACUACGAGCUAUGCUAUUUCCUUUAAUUCCUCUAGAUUGGGUGAUAUUUGCAAAUUUUAAUCAAUGUUAUAAAUUUGAUCCAUUGACAUUCAAAUCUUGGAUAGAAAUACUUGAAAAAGUUCCAAAAUCAAUACUUUGGCUUCUUAAAUUCCCCAAAUUGGGUGCUUCAAACCUUAAAGAGCUUGCAAGAGAAUGGGCAGAUGUUGCAUCAAAAGAAGAACAUGUAUUACGUUGUCGAGUUGCAGAUUUAGUAUUAGAUUCACCUGUUGUAAAUGGACAUACUACUACCUGUGAUAUACUGUGGUCAGGAACACCUGUAUUGACCGUAAAAGGUCCCUCUCAUAAACAAUGUUCACGAGUAUCUGAAUCAAUUAUUACUGCUGCUGGAUUUGAAGAAAAACUUGUGGCAAAUGAUUUACUAGAUUACAUAGACAAAGCAGUGACAUAUUCAUCAUCUCACAGAAUAAAGUUUUGGACUGGUUCAACUUAUGUUUUUGACGGAAUUUUAGCUCAAUUAAGAAAAGAACUUUUUCUUAAAAGAGAUACUAUGGACCUCUUUAACACUAAAAGUAUUGUGAGAUCUUUAGAAGACGCUUACGAUGAAGCAUGGCAAAAUUGGGUGGAUGGAAAUGAUUAA
Messenger RNA from Entrophospora sp. SA101, 2562 nucleotides. NCBI's taxonomy places the organism in Eukaryota, Fungi, Glomeromycota, Glomeromycetes, Entrophosporales, Entrophosporaceae. The record is from the annotation of a GenBank genome assembly.